GGAAACACCCUCGACCUCGAGUUCUCAGCUCGAAAGAGAGAAAGAGAGAGAGAGAGUGAUCGAUCCAGAGAGCAAGCAUGGAUCUCCGAGUGGUAGCCCUAAUGGCGGUGGUGCUCCUUGCCUUCUUCUCCGGCAUUGUAGCUGCUUCUCGCCCCGGCGGCGAACUCUACAUCCGACCGAAGCCACGCAAAACCCUAUGGCUUCCAUGGCGUCCUCGCCACUCCUCCGAUCCUCAACAAGUUCAUAUCUCUUUAUCAGGUGAGAAUCAUAUCAGAGUUUCAUGGAUGACCUAUGAUGGAUCAUCGCUACCAAUUGUCGACUAUGGUAUCGCGCCGGGGGUGUACUCCUCAUCGUCGUCUUUCGGGGAGACCACCUCUUACUCCUACUUGCUCUACGAUUCCGGGAAGAUCCACCAUGUCGUCAUUGGUCCUUUGAAGCCGGACACCGUUUACUACUACCGGUGCGGCGGGAGGGGCCGUGAGUUCCAUUUCAAGACUCCGCCAGCUAGGUUUCCGAUAACCUUUGCCGUUGUCGGCGAUCUUGGGCAGACUGGAUGGACAGCGACGACGCUGGAUCACAUUGGGCAGAGUGAGUAUGAUGUUCUUUUGCUUCCUGGGGAUCUCUCGUAUGCAGACUAUAUGCAGCACUUGUGGGAUUCUUUCGGUGAGCUUGUGGAGCCGUAUGCGAGCUCGAGGCCAUGGAUGGUGACAGAGGGGAACCAUGAGAAGGAGAGUAUACUCCUCUUCAAAUCAGGGUUUCAGGCUUACAAUGCGAGGUGGAGGAUGCCUUAUGAGGAGAGUGGAUCGCCUUCCAAUCUUUUCUACUCGUUUGAGCUUUCUGGAGUUCAUGUUGUUAUGCUUGGAUCUUAUACGGAUUAUGAUGUCUCCUCUGAUCAGUAUGCUUGGCUCAAGGCUGAUCUCGCUAAAGUAGAUAGGGUGAAGACCCCAUGGUUAUUGGUUCUAUUGCAUGCGCCAUGGUAUAACAGCAACUAUGCUCAUCAAGGUGAAGGCAAUAGAAUGAUGGCUGCAAUGGAACAAUUGUUGUACGCUGCUGGCGUUGAUCUUGUGCUUGCUGGUCACGUGCAUGCAUAUGAACGCUCGGAACGUGUUUACAAUGGUGUCUUAAAUAAUUGUGGUGCUGUGCACAUUACAGUUGGUGAUGGUGGUAACAGAGAAGGUUUAGCUGAAAGAUUCUGUCAACCAAAACCAGAAUGGUCAGUCUACCGGGAAGCAAGUUUUGGUCAUGGUGAGUUGAAGAUCAUGAAUCAAACACAUGCACUCUGGACCUGGCAUAGGAAUGACGAUGAUGAAACUGUGAAAUCAGAUGAGGUGUGGAUCAACUCACUGGCCAGCUCUGCUUGCUUUGCCAGUAGAAUGCCUGAUCUCCGAAAGAUCUUGAUGGCUCCUUGAAGACAAGGGGUUGUGUUGAAUUAAACAAUAACACUUCUUUGUACAUAAAGGACUAUAUAUAUAUAUAUAUAUAUGUCUCCUUUUCACCUAAUAUAUCCCCUCGCAUCCAUUGUAUUGCAUGCAUGCUGAGGGUGAUUUCAGUUUAAAUUAGUAAAGGAAGGGGAUCCAAUGUAAUCAUACCCAAGUAAGAAUAUCUAGCCAUCAUCUAUCAUAUUCUUUCCUAAUAUCUGCUGGUUAUUUUGUAACUUUAAAUGACUGGUAAGAUUAAUGUUUCUAUUGCU
Molecule: messenger RNA, 1690 nt
Organism: Dioscorea cayenensis subsp. rotundata (Guinea yam)
Lineage: Eukaryota; Viridiplantae; Streptophyta; Magnoliopsida; Dioscoreales; Dioscoreaceae
Product: purple acid phosphatase 18
Exons: 5
Coding region: 78-1409 (443 amino acids)
Molecular function (GO): acid phosphatase activity; protein binding; metal ion binding
Source: RefSeq, a predicted model, not a curated record